UAUAAUCAGCUAUUAUUCUAUAGUUUGUACUGUGUAGAGAGCAUCAUUUAUAGAAUUAUGGCUAGGAAAAACAACGGUAACAACAUGAAUGGUCUCUUGGAGAUCGGAAAGGAAGGGUUUGCUACACUAGAAUGGGAAGAACGGUAUGGUGGCGGUAGUCGCACCACCACUACCACCGUUGUCACUACCUUGCCGACUCCAACUCCCGUGGCAAUGGCCGUUCAGCCGCCACCAACGGCGUAUUGGUGGAAUAAUAAUCGACGGUUGCCGGCCCACCCUAAAUUAGUGAGUCCUCAUGAUAUUACUUCUACUACCACUACCACUUACUACAAUCAUUUUGUUCCAACUCCCGCCAAAGAAAUGGCUAUUUCGACAAUUGACUGUGAUCAAGCUGCCAAGAAAUACAACGGGGUGCUGAUUAAGGAAAGUACGACUGCCAAUUACAAGAGAAAGCCUACAUCAUUCUUCAGUAGCCUUCGCCGUGGUUAUUAUUAGUUGUCACUGAAUAAUUCCAUCUUGAUGAAAUUUAGUUAUGAUCUUCCGGCAUACUACGUUUUGGUUGUGAAGUAAACUUAUAUUGUCUUUUGUACGAGUACUUUCUUUUCUCUAUAUAAACUGUAUUGUAUCUUAAAAUAAGUACUCCCGAACAAAUAGUAUACAUAGAAUUUUGAGAUUUGUACUAUUUUUAGUACAAAUUUGAAAACUCAAUGUGAACUAUUUUUAGUACACAAGUAGUACAUAAC
Oldenlandia corymbosa var. corymbosa is the source of this 743-nucleotide messenger RNA. NCBI's taxonomy places the organism in Eukaryota, Viridiplantae, Streptophyta, Magnoliopsida, Gentianales, Rubiaceae. The record is from the annotation of a GenBank genome assembly.